Molecule: messenger RNA, 853 nt
Organism: Folsomia candida
Lineage: Eukaryota; Metazoa; Arthropoda; Collembola; Entomobryomorpha; Isotomidae
Exons: 4
Coding region: 78-422 (114 amino acids)
Source: RefSeq, a predicted model, not a curated record
UUUUAGACCAGCUUUAGCCUUCGUUUCGAACUCGACGGACAUUAGAAUAAUUUUCUCCAUCAAUAAUUCUACUCAAAAUGUGUUUCAAUAAUACAAAAAAUGACUUGUUUGAGAGAAAGGGGCGAAUAUUGUUUUCGAUCGUCAAUAUUGAAAGACCCUCAAGAGUGUCGGAAACAAUGUUAAGAUUUGCAGCCCAAACAUUUUUCCAAGCUCAACUGGAAUUCCAGGAAAUUGAAAAGAAUCCGGCGCACCAAGAUUAUAAUUUAAGGAGAGACGCUAUGCACGAAUUCGAAGUCCCAUUUUGCAGGCAGAAAGAUAGAUUUUAUGUCGCAUAUGAAAGAUGUCAUCCUGAUGCAACACGUGAAGAGAUUCAUGCCGAGAUUAAUCGGAUCUGCGACGAAGUUAAAAAUAGUUUAAAUUAAGACGAGGAGAAUGUUAAACGGACGGCGAAUAUACAUAUGCAUUAUGUUUAUUUAAAAGUAAGGAAUAAUUGUCUGUGUAAUGUAUCCAGACUCAUGAUUGUUUGAAAAAAAUUAAUAAUUUCAAAUUUAAUUCUUAAAAUUUGUGUUCUUCCAACGUCAAUAAUACUUAUGAUAUUAUGUUUCGAUGCAAAAAGUUGCAAAAACCUUUCUACUAAAACCAGUGUUUCUUUUUGUGUUAUUUUUAUGCAUGCAUAGUGCAUAAAAAUGCACAAAAAUGCAUAAAAACGCAUAAUAAUAACUGAAAUGCAAUUUAUGCAGGGAAUUUCAUAUUUUCAAGGAAUUUUAUACUUUCCUAUCCGGUGGAAUGGGGAUAAGAUUAAGUUACCUGAACCUCUAUACCUUACCACCCUACUAGCUAGCCAGAGUUCUAG